GCAGAGUUUGGAAAGAAGGGGCGAAAAGUUUGCAUCGGGGCUGGAUUUUAUUUGCACAUCGCAGGAAGAGGAGAAUCCAACGGAGAGGGGUUGGUGCAAAGCCGCGAUCACGGAAUUCAGAUGUGUUCUAAGCCCGCUGGAGUGACCACACUUCCCAGACCUGAUGGAGGCCAGAGCUCAGAGUGGCAGCGGGUCCCAGUCCUUGCUGCAGGCGCCCCGUGACAUUGGCAGGCAGCGUGGGGAGCCCGACCCCAGAGAUGCCCUCACCCAACAGGUACACGUGUUGUCUCUGGAUCAGAUCAGAGCCAUCCGAAACACCAAUGAGUACACAGAGGGGCCUACUGUGGUCCCAAGACCUGGGCUCAAGCCUGCUCCUCGCCCCUCUGCUCAGCACAAACAGGAGAGGCUCCACGGUCUGCCCGAGCACCGCCAGCCUCCCAGGCUCCAGCAACCACAGGUCCAUUCUUCUGCACGAGCCCCUCUGUCCAGGUCCAUCAGCACAGUCAGCUCGGGGUCUCGGAGCAGUACAAGGACAAGUAACAGCAGCAGUUCCUCUGAACAGAGACUGUUAGGACCAUCUUUCUCCUCGGGGCCUGUUGCUGAUGGGAUAAUCCGUGUGCAGCCCAAAUCCGAGCUCAAGCCGGGUGAGCUUAAGCCCCUGAGCAAGGAAGAUUUGGGCCUGCAUGCCUACAGGUGUGAGGACUGUGGCAAGUGCAAGUGCAAGGAGUGCACCUACCCUAGGCCUCUGCCAUCAGACUGGAUCUGCGACAAGCAGUGCCUUUGCUCAGCCCAAAACGUGAUUGACUAUGGGACUUGUGUGUGCUGUGUGAAAGGUCUCUUCUAUCACUGUUCUAAUGAUGACGAGGACAACUGUGCUGACAACCCGUGUUCUUGCAGCCAGUCUCACUGUUGUACACGUUGGUCUGCCAUGGGCGUCAUGUCCCUCUUUUUGCCUUGUUUAUGGUGUUAUCUUCCAGCCAAGGGUUGCCUUAAAUUGUGCCAGGGGUGUUAUGACCGGGUUAACAGGCCUGGAUGCCGCUGUAAAAACUCAAACACGGUUUGCUGCAAAGUUCCCACUGUCCCACCCAGGAACUUUGAAAAACCAACAUAGCACCAUUAAUCAGGAAUAUGACAGUAAUAAGGAUUGUUCCUUUUUUUUUUUUUUUUUUAACACAUAUGCAACCAACUAAAUAGUUAUAAUCUUGGCACUGUUUAAUAGAGGGUUGGGAUAUCCUUCGCUGUUUGCAGUGAAAUGCUUUUUGUCCAUGUGCCAUUUUAACUGAUAAUGCUUGUUAGAACUUAGCUAAUGGAGCUCAGAGUUUGGGAUAAGGGACUUGGGGACCCACGUGUUGCAUAAGCUAAAAGCAACAGACACUCCUAGGCAAAGUUUUUGUUUGUGAAUAGUACUUGCAAAAUUUGUAAAUUAGCCAAUGACGUUUUUUCCAUUGUUUUCUCCAGAGAUAAUGUGCUAUAUUUUUGUAUAUACAGUAAUAUUCGCAACUGUGAAAAACAAGUUGUGCCAUACUAUAUGGCACAGUCACAAAAUAUUAUACUAAUAUGUUGUACAUUCGGAAGAAUGUGAAUCAAUCAGUAUGUUUUUAGAUUGUAUUUUGCCUUACAGAAAGCCUUUAUUGUAAGACUCUGAUUUCCCUUUGGACUUCAUGUAUAUUGUACAGUUACAGUAAAAUUCAACCUUUAUUUUCUAAUUUUUUCAACAUAUUGUUUAGUGUAAAGAAUAUUUAUUUGAAGUUUUAUUAUUUUAUAAAAAAGAAUAUUUAUUUUAAGAGGCAUCUUACAAAUUUUGCCCCUUUUAUGAGGAUGUGCUAGUUGCUGCAAAAGAGGGGUUACAGAUGCAUAUGUUCAAUAUAAAAUAGAAAAUAUAUUAACGUUUGAAAUUAAA
This is a messenger RNA of Lontra canadensis (Northern American river otter), 1900 nucleotides long. RefSeq names its product sprouty RTK signaling antagonist 2 (gene SPRY2). NCBI's taxonomy places the organism in Eukaryota, Metazoa, Chordata, Mammalia, Carnivora, Mustelidae. Gene Ontology annotation, biological process: negative regulation of Ras protein signal transduction; animal organ development; negative regulation of fibroblast growth factor receptor signaling pathway. Bases 164 to 1111 code for a protein of 315 amino acids. The record is from RefSeq and is a predicted model, not a curated record. Gene Ontology annotation, cellular component: membrane; cytosol. The transcript has 2 exons.